Messenger RNA from Mus musculus (house mouse), 574 nucleotides. RefSeq names its product guanine nucleotide binding protein (G protein), gamma transducing activity polypeptide 2 (gene Gngt2). The record is from RefSeq and is marked validated. The transcript has 4 exons. Lineage: Eukaryota; Metazoa; Chordata; Mammalia; Rodentia; Muridae. Gene Ontology annotation, molecular function: GTPase activity; G-protein beta-subunit binding. Bases 242 to 451 code for a protein of 69 amino acids. Gene Ontology annotation, cellular component: plasma membrane; heterotrimeric G-protein complex. Gene Ontology annotation, biological process: G protein-coupled receptor signaling pathway.
AUUCCGGGACAAGAGGAAGUCAGACCCUGGGCCCUGGGCCUGGGCCUCUCUGUACCCUGCUCAGGAGAAGGGGGAAACCAGGGGCCUGUUGGGGGCUCGGUCUCUCAAUCUCACCAAGCAAAGGAAGCCAAGAUUUCUCAGCUGAUGAGGCGCUAGGAAGUUCAAACACCAUUGUGUCUGGGUCCUGGACCGGUGAUCUGGAGAGAGCUCUAACAGGACCCAGGUCUCCCUCUAGGGCAGGAUGGCCCAGGACCUCAGUGAGAAGGAGCUGUUGAGGAUGGAGGUGGAGCAGCUGAAGAAGGAAGUGAAGAACCCACGUGAUCUGAUUUCCAAGACAGGAAAGGAAAUCAAGGAUUAUGUAGAGGCCCAAGCAGGGACAGACCCUCUUCUCAAAGGCAUCCCAGAAGACAAGAAUCCCUUCAAGGAGAAAGGCACUUGUGUGCUAAGCUGAUGGCCCACCCUCACCACCAUCACCCUCUCUGUCCCUCCUCAGCCACGCCCAAGUGUACUGGGAUACCUAAGGACCAAUGUUUUCUUCCUCUUAGACACAAAUAAAGAUGCUGAGAAAAAGCAA